Fomitopsis serialis is the source of this 1479-nucleotide messenger RNA. RefSeq lists its product as uncharacterized. Lineage: Eukaryota; Fungi; Basidiomycota; Agaricomycetes; Polyporales; Fomitopsidaceae. Bases 280 to 1092 code for a protein of 270 amino acids. The record is from RefSeq and is a predicted model, not a curated record. The transcript has a single exon.
UGCCUAAGAUCUGUUUACUUCCCCUCCUGCUGACUCGCUCGCCUGCACACUCUCACCAUCUCGCUAGCUCGCCACCCAGUUGCCCUCGCAUUCUUGCUGGUUCGCCCGCCCUUUCGCCCUUGUUCGUUUUUGCUUGUUCACCCUUACCCUCUGGUCAGCUUCGAGUUUGCUCACGCGCCCGCCCGCUUACUCGCCCGCCCGCUCGCGCGCUCUCGUCUGGACAGGCUCGACUUGUCAUUAGCUCUCCCACCCUUCCCGUGUCCCUCUUUCUCCUUACUCAUGUACCUUCUUCACGCCCUCCUUUGCCUGCUCUGCCACGCCCUUCACCCCUUCUGCUCGCCUCCGCCGCGCCUCCUCUCCCCAUCAUCCCGCUCCAUGACCGCUCGCUCAGCGUCCCCUUUUGGCCUGCGAUUCUCGCCCCCGAGCACCUGCGGCUCCAUGCCCAUCGUGAACGCGGCUACCCGUCCCGCUUCUCCACGCCUGUCCCUGCCGCGCACCAGCUGCCCAACUGCCCGCUCCCUCGCCGUUCUUCCGCAGGUACCUGAGCUCAUCCAGAACCCCGCGGCGAGCGCAGCCCCCCGCCCGAGUCCCGCAUCCCCAAACACGGCCGCGCACCUCCGAAUUCCCACAGGAGCGCGAUCACCGCCUCGAGCAUCGCCCGCAGCGCCUGCCUGCUCAUUUCCGCCUUCCUGUUCGCUCGCCCCACCUCUCUUACACUCGCUCACUGGUCCACCCACGUGCUCGGUCGCCUGCCCACCCGCCAAGGCUUUAUGUCUUGAUUACUCGCGAAUGGGACUGCCCUUGACCACGAACACUUCUAGGCCGGCGAAGUUGCUCGCAGGGUUCCUGGCGUGUUCGGAGCACGACACGAGCAAAUACUGGUUGAUGCCCAUUCUUGCGGACGGGCCACCCGAGACGUGGCGCGCGGACGACGCGGAGCAGCACGCUGCAGCACCUCCGACAGGCGUGUACCCAUAUCGUGCCGCAAGCGCACGCAGAUGUUUGGCGCGGGAGCGAGGAUUCGGAUACGAGGCUAUAGACGUCGUGUCUGGAGGAGGUGCAGAGAGAGACACCGUGGGCACAAGAGACUAGAGCAGGAUAAGCCGGAUGCAGAAGUAGAGGUAGUACGGGCAUGGAACACGCGAAGAAGCUGUUUAGGAUCGCUUUGAUUCUGGUAAUUACUUGUGUUAAUGCUCAUAUGGCUUUGCGCGGCUUGAUGGGCUUAGCUGCAUGUCAGCGAUCUCAGUGGCUGUCGAAAGCUACGUACCCAAAGACACGUAAGUCAGCUAAGACGGGCGCAAAGCCACGGAAAGCCACCUAAGGCUGCUGAAGUAACAUGCAGUUGUGCUGGUUCGGAGGAAGAGGCGACCAGCAUGCUCCCGACGUCGGCCGUUGAAGCGUCAUUGAAUUGGCUGACAUUGGCGUUGUAACAGCCAUCGCGGUAGCCGACGUCGGUUGCUCUGGAGCCAUUGGGCAAAC